CUAGAUGUCACUCCUGAGUUGUACCGGAUGGAUUUCAUCAGCUAAGCCUAAGUAAUAUUACUAUAUUAUGAGUUUGUCGUAAAGUGUAUGUGCCAAACGUAAAAAGAAAUGGCAAAACAUUUGGCACAGAUAAUUAUUCUAGGAGCUCAGGUUGUAGGCCGAGCCUUUACGCGUGCCCUUAAGCAGGAAUUUGCAGCAAGUCAAGCAGCUGCAAAGAGGGCAGGCGGAGGCCGAGCAGGAGCUGAGAAAGCAGCAACAAACAUACGAUUAGGAAUGUCUAUUGAGGAAGCAAAACAAAUUCUAAACUUAGACAAGGUAGAUGCUGAAAAACUAGAGAAAAGCUAUGAACAUUUAUUUUCUGUGAAUGACAAAUCUAAAGGAGGCUCCUUCUAUUUACAGUCAAAGGUUGUUCGAGCCAAGGAGAGACUAGAUGAAGAAAUUAAAGUUGCACAGGCAACAGGAAAGCCUAAGGAAACAAGUUCUCAGAGCUCAGACCAGACAUAGCAUAGGUUUCAGUAAUAGCUCAUUAUAUUUGAUGUUAUUUGUAGAUAUUAUGGUUUACUAUGUAUUAGAUAUCAGUUGUAUAGUCAAAAAUUACCUGAAAUGAGAGCUGAUUGUGAUCACAUGAAAUAUAACAAAAUGUAAAUUGUAUUGCCUUUAUCAUGAGAAUUAUACAUGGUGAACUCUUCAUAUGAAAUACAGGUUAAAGAAUAACAGCAACCUCCUUAAUUUUUCCUUUUUUUAUAAAUAAAAACUUUUCUGGUCAAUUACUGAAUUAUUAUAUUGUUUGAACUGAUUUAUUUUAACAAUGAAUAUUUGUAGUGUCUCUCAUCAAUAAGUCUAAAAACCCUAGGAAUCUGUUUCUUUGUGCCAUAUGCAUGUGGUACAAUAGAAAAAAAAAUACAAAUAUCUUUUUGGCAGCCAGGUGAUGUCUCUUCUGAUCUCUGUUUUUUUUUUAGUCAAGAAAUGACAGGCCAUUACAUAUUUUUAUAAUAUAAAAUCUGAAGUUUUCAUUGCAAUUAUUUUGAAGUUAGUCAUUUCUAUUUUCAUAGAAAUAUGUCUUUGUUUAAUAGAUAUUUCAACUCAAAGUGUUAUAACUGAAAGCAAAUCAUGUACUAACUAACUACUGACCUUCUAUACUAGAAGCUAAAGUGAUAAAAUGUAUGUUUUUAUAAUGCUUGAAAACUGUAAUAAUGAGAAUUUCUGCACACAAAAACAAACCAUUGUUGCAUAGAAAAAAAUAUAAAUUCAGAAUGGCUUUAUUAAAAAGGUAAAAUAAUAGUAUUUAAUUUUUACAAACAGUAUGUGUUGAAAAAAAGUGACUAUCAAAAUAUGUAAAAUGGUUAUUUUCUUGCUCUAACUUAUCAUGAUGUGAUAGUUUGUACUUGGAUAUCAACCUAAACAAAUAAAGUUUUUACUACUGUGCA
Molecule: messenger RNA, 1427 nt
Organism: Limulus polyphemus (Atlantic horseshoe crab)
Lineage: Eukaryota; Metazoa; Arthropoda; Merostomata; Xiphosura; Limulidae
Product: mitochondrial import inner membrane translocase subunit tim16-B-like
Exons: 5
Coding region: 109-504 (131 amino acids)
Biological process (GO): protein import into mitochondrial matrix
Cellular component (GO): TIM23 mitochondrial import inner membrane translocase complex
Source: RefSeq, a predicted model, not a curated record